ACCCGACGCAGCCAUUCUAGUUCCAUCUUCUCAAAACCAUUGAGGCUGUCGGCGUAGCCAAGAUGCCGCCAGCGGCGGCGCCUCCUCUCCCUUGCCUGGAAUGAGCUGCCCCAAUGGCCCUUCACGCCCCCUGCGACGAUGCCGUGAGGCCGUGUCUGACCUAGCGAUGGUCCUCCUCACCGCGCUCGGCCCCGGGGCGGCGCGGCUCUUUUACUAUCCGACCCUUCUGUACACGCUGGUGAGGGAGCAGUUGCCCGGCUCUCAACGGCCAUGGUUCAGCCGCAUCGACCAUGCCGUGCUCUUGGGGGCGCUGCCGCUGCGGGGACGGUGCCGCCAGCUGGUAGAGGAGGAGAAUGUCCGAGGUGUGCUCACCAUGAACGAAGAGUAUGAGACUCGCUUCCUGUGUUGCUCCCCAGAGGAGUGGGGAGCAAUGGGAGUAGAACAGCUGCGCCUUAGCACUGUGGACCUGACUGGAGUCCCCUCGUUGGAAAACCUGCACAAAGGUGUAGAGUUUGUACUGAAGCAUCGCGAACGUGGGAAUAGCGUUUAUGUGCACUGCAAAGCUGGCCGCUUUCGCAGUGCCACCAUGGUGGCUGCUUACUUAAUUCAGCUCCACCAGUGGACCCCUCAAGAAGCAAUAGAAGCCAUUGCUAAGAUCCGGCCUCAUAUCAUCAUCCGCAGUAAACAAGUUCAGUUGCUAGAGGACUUUCAUAAGCGUGUAAGUGUUGGAACUCCUAUACAGUCACAGCAAGAGCUGCCAGAGCACAAGGCCCCAGAGACCCAGCAAGAGCUGCCAGAGGGGGAGCACAAGGAGCCACCUGACAUUCGGGAUACUCCUCUGAAAACACCUGGUUCCUAAUACGUUGUUUAGGAAUGGACCACAGUUGUCUCUACUACCUACCAAUAAGCUUCCUGAACCAUUAGAAUAAGAGUUCUAACAACUCCCAGCUUUAUGUGAGCGUAUUUUGCCUCAACUGUCUCUGCUGUUACUGCCUCCUGCUAGUUUCAGAGCAGAUGCAUGGGAACACUCUUUACAGUGCCUCUUUCUCAAAUACAAGCAAUUCUGAAACCACAA
This is a messenger RNA of Elgaria multicarinata webbii, 1075 nucleotides long. RefSeq names its product protein tyrosine phosphatase mitochondrial 1 (gene PTPMT1). The coding region runs from base 101 to 859 and encodes 252 amino acids. Gene Ontology annotation, cellular component: mitochondrion. Lineage: Eukaryota; Metazoa; Chordata; Lepidosauria; Squamata; Anguidae. The record is from RefSeq and is a predicted model, not a curated record. Gene Ontology annotation, molecular function: protein tyrosine/serine/threonine phosphatase activity; phosphatidylglycerophosphatase activity; phosphatidylinositol-4,5-bisphosphate 5-phosphatase activity. The transcript has 4 exons. Gene Ontology annotation, biological process: protein dephosphorylation.